Seriola aureovittata is the source of this 3725-nucleotide messenger RNA. RefSeq names its product potassium inwardly rectifying channel subfamily J member 5 (gene kcnj5). The transcript has 4 exons. Gene Ontology annotation, molecular function: inward rectifier potassium channel activity. Gene Ontology annotation, biological process: regulation of monoatomic ion transmembrane transport; potassium ion import across plasma membrane. Lineage: Eukaryota; Metazoa; Chordata; Actinopteri; Carangiformes; Carangidae. The record is from RefSeq and is a predicted model, not a curated record. Gene Ontology annotation, cellular component: plasma membrane. The coding region runs from base 386 to 1708 and encodes 440 amino acids.
GCGGUAGGAUCUCUGUGUAGAAGUGAGAAGAGAGGAGCAUUCAAGAGACAGCACACGCAUAUUUACAUCCUUUCCAUCUCCUUUCUCACCCACUCUUCCUCUCUCUCUCUCUCUCUCUCUCCCUCUCUCCCUAUCCCUCACACACACACACACACACACACACAUGCAUGCACAGACAGACCCCCCUCUCACAUAGGAGUAGAUAGAGCACGGGGAAGAGCAGAAGGAGCUGGGUGGCAGGAGAGAGGCAGGAGGGCUGUUGUUGAUUGAACAAAGCCAGGAAAGGAGUGCGCAGUCCCGGGGAGAAGAGCAGCUGUGAAAUGCCUCGAAGGGAGCCUGCCAGCUACUCCUGCAGAGACCUGAAGGUGUUGAGCUUUAGCUGAGAAUGGCAGGAGACUCUCGAGUCCUCAUGGACCACAACAUGGAGAUAGGAGUCACACCUGCACAGGUGAAGAAGCUUCCCAAACACUUGAGGGAGGCUCAGAUAUCGACAGAGCGAACCCACUUGAUUUCUGACCCGGCGAAGAAGCCACGCCAGCGAUACGUGCAGAAGGACGGCAAGUGCAAUGUCCAUCACGGAAAUGUGCAAGAGACCUAUCGUUACCUCAGUGACUUGUUCACGACUCUGGUGGACCUACGCUGGCGUCUUAGCCUCUUUAUUUUCACUUUGGUGUACGUAGUCAACUGGCUUUUCUUCGGCUUUCUGUGGUGGCUGAUAGCGCUCAUCCGCGGGGAUCUGGUGCAUGCUGACGAGGAGGGCUGGACCCCAUGUGUGGAGAACCUCAACAGUUUUGUCUCAGCCUUCCUCUUCUCCAUUGAAACGGAAACCACCAUUGGGUACGGUUAUCGUGUGAUCACAGAAAAAUGCCCUGAAGGUAUCAUACUGCUUUUGGUGCAGGCCAUUUUGGGCUCCAUUGUUAACGCCAUGAUGGUGGGCUGCAUGUUUGUCAAGAUCUCACAGCCAAAGAACCGCGCCGAGACCCUCAUGUUCUCGCACAAUGCUGUUAUAUCGGUGCGAGACAACAAGAUGUGCCUGAUGUUUCGGGUUGGGGACCUGAGGAACUCUCACAUCGUAGAGGCAUCGAUCCGAGCAAAGUUGAUCCGCUCGCAACAGACCAAGGAGGGGGAGUUCAUCCCGCUCAACCAGACUGACAUCAACAUCGGUUUUGACACGGGAGACGACCGGCUGUUCCUGGUGUCGCCGCUCAUCAUCUCUCAUGAGAUCAACGAGAAGAGCCCCUUCUGGGAGAUGUCACUGGCACAAAUGGAGAAGGAGGAGUUCGAGAUCGUGGUUAUCCUUGAGGGAAUGGUGGAGGCCACAGGGAUGACAUGUCAGGCACGAAGUUCCUACCUGGACACAGAGGUGCUUUGGGGCUACCGCUUCACACCGGUUCUCUCAUUGGAGAAGGGCUUCUAUGAGGUAGACUACAACAACUUCCACGAUGUCUACGAGACCAACACUCCCACCUGCAGCGCCAAGGAGCUAGCUGCUAAGCUUCGGGACGGGCCUCUACUGCCUCAGCUUUCCCUCCUCAGCCCUGAGCCUAAAACUCAUACUUUUGACCCCCUAGACCGCCUGUCCAAACAGGACCCACUAAGCCAGGAUGAGGACAAGGAGGAGAGAGAUUCAGGGGGUGACAGAGGAGAGACCAAUGGCUCAGCUGCUGCUUUAGAGGAGCCGCCCCUUGCUGAUGGACUGCCUGACUGAUUGGCUACUUCAACUAAAAACCCAGGAAAGACUGGACAAGAAGACGACAGGACAAAAUAAUGCUUAAUUUAGUCAAUGGCCAGCUUGUUCCACUGCAGUGCUUGGAGAUACAAGACAUCCGUCUCCUCUCCCCGACUCUGUGCAAUACUCCUCUACUAGAGUGUCAAUCUAUAGUAUAGAUUGGUUUUGUAGACAUGUAAGUACACAUACACAGACACACACGUACAAUAUCUAUAUCUACACUUAAAGGUCGGUGGUUCAGAUUGUCCUUUUAUAAUCGUAACGACCACUUACUGCUAUAACAGCUCAAGUUGUAUAAUGUUAACUUGAGCUCAAACUGGUAGCCAUGACAGAGUACCAUGGGCUUAUUAUGGAUACUCCAAUCUUCUCAUUUUAGAGUGUGUUGAUUCACCUUCAUUUAAGCAGAGUAUCGGUCUCAUAACUCAACUAAUGUGUCUGACAGCAGCUUCUGCGUGGUAAUGGAACCUUGUUAUUAAUGAAUUUUUAAAAAAUGUGGGAGAUUAUAAUUUCCUUUUCUCUGUCAGUGUUGUUAUUACUCUGUGUCCGAAACCGCAUUCACCUAGGAGGAAAUGUAUAAGGCCUCUAGUUUGCAUAGGCAAGACAAGAUGUAGGAACAUGUUCUAUAAAAGGCAACAUGUAGUGUGACAACCGCAAUCCAGUUUUGUUUUCUUUGUCCACUACUUCCUCAUGGUUGUACUGUCCUAAAUACUCCCAUUGUGUGUUGUCUAAUUGUCUCCCCUAACACACUGGGAGCCUCGACCCAAAAGAAACAAGCAAGUACCUCAUUUUAUACUCAAUGUCAGGGUUUGAAAUUAACAAAAAUGAACUGGUUAAAUGCUGGUAAAAGCUAUAUGCUACUGACUUGACUAUUUUGAAAACUUCUUGGCUGAUUAAAGAUUUAAUUCCCCCUCCCGCUGCAGCAACUAAAACAUUAAUUCCAAGCCCUUUUCUUGGUAUGUAAAGCACAAAUUCCCAUGAGGUGACUCCACACUGACCCAACCACCCACCUAGCCACCGCUACUAACUGAUGCAUGUCAGUCCUCUUUAAAAGUCACAUUCAAAUGUAGAUUCAAAUAUUUAUAUGAAAUAUUUAUGCUCAACUGCUAUUUGAAAUGUUCUUGAUUUUUAUACAACACAUAUAUUAAUAUUUCAAAUGCUCCACAAGCAAAAUGAAAAUGCUCCAUGUAUCCUUUUAUGUUUGUUUUCGUUUUGAUUUAAAUAUUCAAAAGAUAUUUUCAACUUUGUUAUUUUUGCAGUUGCAUUAAAGCUACUGAUGAUAGGAGCAGGUUUUCUGUCUAAUAUCACAAGCUCAGUGUCUGGCCAGCCCAUCACCUGCAGUAUUUGCUGUCUUCGUAACAAUUUUCUCUAACCUUCACCUUUCAGCUUUCACCUCAUGAUUUGAAGUCUCCUUUGUCCAUACACACACACACACACACACUCACGGUUCAAUCUGCACUUUGGCCCUAUUCCACAAACAGCCCCCGGGUCUUUUGCUUGAUAUAGUUUAUGGCCCUUGUGAGCACCGUUUUGGAAGCAGACACAUGAGCAGUGAGGGCCAUAGACUAUUUUUGACUUUUUGUUGAAAGAACACAUGUCAGAGUUUGCAUGCAUGAAUCAACUCCUGUGCCCCCCUCCAUUGCUGAGUAAGUUUAAUACAGUAAGAAAUACAGGGUAUUUUCUAGGCAUGCAAAUUAUGAGAUUUCUACAAUAUGUUACCAGAUAAUGUGUUAAUAUCCAAUUAUGAUUUGUUGAUAGAAAAAUGAGAUUCCUGAUACUUUAAAAUCUCCCACUCCCCAAUUUAUUGUUUUUAUUUUUAUUUUUUACAGAUGCUUGUCCAAUCAAUGUAUUUAUUUUCACUGUGACAUUAGAGCAUCUUACUAUGUAUUCCAUUUGCUAAAUGAUACGUUUGUCAUUAGAGACAGAACAUCUUUCAUUGCUGGAAUGUCAUCUGUUUUUCUGUGUGUUCUCAUGGGAAUAAACAUAAUAUGGCCGAAAA